Cooperia oncophora is the source of this 453-nucleotide messenger RNA. The record is from the annotation of a GenBank genome assembly. NCBI's taxonomy places the organism in Eukaryota, Metazoa, Nematoda, Chromadorea, Rhabditida, Trichostrongylidae.
AUGUUAGUGCUCUGCUCUGGGAGAAAUAACGAUGGCGACGAUGUGAUAAUGUCUGAUGACGUCAUUGACAUAUUGCCAACGGGUGAGCUGCGUGUGGAACAUUCUCCUAUAAUCAAACUUCCAUCUUUUCUGGGCAGAAGAAGACCGCCGAAGGGUCUUCUCAAUAUUCGUCUGCCGGCGUCGACAUGUCUGAAGCUGGACAACAGUUCAUAUCAAAGGAUUUGCGGGAGCGAGAAUUCCACUGACGCUGUUGAUGCGGAUGUUACUGUCAAAAAGAGCGCAUUCUCACAAACGAAUUUGAACAUCGAAGUGGUGAGACGCGGCUAUGCUCGGGUUCCACCACCAGAAUCGCCGCGCCAUUUGAAGGCGCUCCAGUCGAUUCCGGCGUACUCAAGACUGAUUAACCGACUGUUAAUGAGUGAGAAGGUAUGCGAACCAAUUUGUUCAUGUUAA